This is a messenger RNA of Glycine soja, 1614 nucleotides long. RefSeq names its product phosphatidylserine decarboxylase proenzyme 1, mitochondrial. NCBI's taxonomy places the organism in Eukaryota, Viridiplantae, Streptophyta, Magnoliopsida, Fabales, Fabaceae. Gene Ontology annotation, molecular function: phosphatidylserine decarboxylase activity. The transcript has 12 exons. Gene Ontology annotation, biological process: phosphatidylethanolamine biosynthetic process. Bases 111 to 1394 code for a protein of 427 amino acids. The record is from RefSeq and is a predicted model, not a curated record. Gene Ontology annotation, cellular component: mitochondrion.
UCUCCCGGUGUGUUAAAAUCAAAAGUGAGCAUUGCAAUUUGCAACGUGGCACUGUCUUCUUUAUUCUGAAAAGAAAAACACGAGUCUACGCCUCUUGACGGAUUGCGAAAAUGAAAUAUAGGGUUUCGCACAAGUUCCCUGUGCUUCCUCGCCACACUCGUCCCUUUAACCACACUCGCUACUUCACUUCCUUCGCCAAGAAGUUCCAAACACCUCAACCUCGGGCUUCUAUCAAUGCCGGAGGAAGUGGAAAUUCUCAAGGGAAUUCUUUUGUUGUACCUGGAGCAACAGUUGCUACCAUACUUAUGCUUGGUGUUCUCCAUGCCCGCCGACUCUACGAGGACAAGAAGACUGAACAGAUGAAGGAGAAGGGAAUCGAAAUAGAAUUCCAACCUGAUGCAAAGGCUACAUUUUUGAGAUUACUGCCUCUGCGUUCAAUUUCUAGAUGUUGGGGAUACUUGACAAGCAUGGAAAUACCUGUUUGGCUAAGGCCCCAUAUCUAUAAAGCGUGGGCUCGAGCAUUCCAUUCAAAUUUAGAAGAAGCUGCUUUACCUCUAGACAAAUAUGCCUCUUUAAGGGAUUUUUUUGUUCGCACUUUGAAAGAAGGUUCCAGGCCUAUUGAUGUUGAUCCACAGUGUCUGGUUAGUCCUGUGGACGGUACAGUUUUAAGAUUUGGGGAGUUGAAGGGAGCUGGAGCAAUGAUUGAACAAAUUAAAGGGUUUUCAUAUUCAGUUUUUUCUCUUCUUGGUGCAAGCCCUUUCCUUCCAACAACAGAUGUGCAAGAGGAGCAUAGUGAAUCAAUAACAACUACUGUGAAGAGCAAGAAGUCAUGGUGGAGAGUUUCAUUGGCUUCUCCAAAAGUGUGGAACCCAACAUCAUCACGCCCAAAGAAAGGCCUUUUUUACUGUGUGGUUUACUUGAAGCCUGGAGAUUACCAUCGGAUACACUCCCCAGCUGAUUGGAACAUUCUUGCACGCAGGCAUUUUUCUGGUCGUCUUUAUCCCUUGAAUGAACGUGCUACAAGAACAAUUAGAAACCUCUAUAUUGAGAACGAGAGGGUUAUUCUUGAAGGUCUAUGGCAGGAAGGGUUUAUGGCACUUGCUGCAAUUGGUGCCACAAAUAUUGGGUCAAUUGAGCUUUUCAUUGAGCCCGAACUUCAUACAAACAGGCCAAGGAAGAAGUUUCUUCAUUCAGAGCCUCCUGAAGAACGGAUUUAUGAAUGUGAAGGUGUAGGCAGAAUGCUCAAGAAAGGGGAUGAGGUGCUUUCAACAUGGGAUCAACAGUUGUGCUUGUUUUCCAAGCCCCAAUUUCAAAACUCCCUGAGGGCGAUUCAUCUCAAGAGUUCAGGUUCUGCGUCGGCCGUGGGGAUAGAAUUCGUGUUGGUGAGGCUCUAGGAAGGUGGCAUAGUUCGUGACAGACAUAUUUGUGAAUAUACGCUUCCCCUGACUGUUGGUGAAACUUGAAAGCGUUUUCGAUAUUUUAUAUAGGGAAUCUUUAAUACCUCUAACUGAAAACUGUGAUUAGUAAUUGAUAUUAAUGGUGCAUUGGAUAUUUUGAGUUUUUGACGGUGUUGAUGUUUUAUUGUUCAUCCAGAAAGCAUAGAACUUUCGUGGA